UUUUGAGGCCGAUGUUUCCUCGCCUUGCCCUCAUCGGCGCCGUGGCGCCGCUGCGCGUGGCCAGCCAGCGCCAGAUCAACCGCAAGCUCAAGCACCCGGCCACGCUGCGCAAGCUGGCGCGCAAGGAGGCCGAGAACCCGACGCCCGAAGUCGUCCGGAGCUUGAAGUACGAGCCGACGUACGUGCCGGAGAAGGUGAGCUUCAACGGCUGGUCGCCGGCGCGCGCCGAGGGCCCGCUCGAGGGCCUGCCGUUUACGGUCAAGCGCACGUCGACGGGCUUGCAGCUGCCCGUGUACCGCGACUACCGCAACGGCCGCACGCGCAUCAUCACGAUCGUGCGCCGCUUUGACGGCGACGAGGCCGAGUUGCAGCAGGAACUCUCCACAGUAUGCGACGGCUCGCCCGUGCUGUCGCGCCCGGGCCGCUUGGAAGUCGUCGGCGACUACUCGCACCAAAUCAAGCAAUACUUUACGGGCCUCGGCUUCUAAAGCACUAGCAUAGACACACUACUAAUACAGACAUCGACAAACCAAGC
Molecule: messenger RNA, 535 nt
Organism: Saprolegnia parasitica CBS 223.65
Lineage: Eukaryota; Oomycota; Saprolegniomycetes; Saprolegniales; Saprolegniaceae
Exons: 1
Coding region: 12-488 (158 amino acids)
Biological process (GO): translation
Cellular component (GO): mitochondrial large ribosomal subunit; ribosome
Molecular function (GO): structural constituent of ribosome
Source: RefSeq, a predicted model, not a curated record